Molecule: messenger RNA, 2680 nt
Organism: Ceratosolen solmsi marchali
Lineage: Eukaryota; Metazoa; Arthropoda; Insecta; Hymenoptera; Agaonidae
Product: tyrosine-protein kinase Fps85D-like
Biological process (GO): peptidyl-tyrosine phosphorylation
Molecular function (GO): non-membrane spanning protein tyrosine kinase activity; ATP binding
Source: RefSeq, a predicted model, not a curated record
AAAAUAUAAUUAUUUUACGAACGUGUGUCAAUUUAGCUCGUUAUUUAAUAACAUUUAAUUAAUGGAACAGCUAUUAAUAAUGGUAUUUUGCGACAUAUAGUUGUUUAAUUAAUCAUAAGAUCGAAAUCUGAAAUCCAUCUGGAGGACAAUUAAAGGAGCAAAAAAAAUGUGGUAGUUUACCCUUUUAAUUAAUGGAUGUUAACUUAUUCCCUUUGGAGAACACAAUGAACUGUUGCUAUGAACUGUAAAGUUACUCAUUUUUAUAUUUUCAAGAGUGGUCUAAGAUUUAAUAUGUCGUAACAUUAAAGUGUUAAAAGUGUUCUUGCCAAAAAUGGGUUUCUCCAGUAGCUUGCAAGGCCAAGCUUCGCACGAAGCUUUACUGGGCCGGCAAGAUGCUGAGAUCAAACUUUUGGAAACAAUGCGAAGAUGUCUUACUUCAAAGGUCAAAUCCGAUAGAGAGUACGCUUCAACUAUUUCAUCGCUAAGUGUUCAAGGCAAAAAAGUUGAACGUAGCGAAGAUUUAGUUGGCAGCUUAAUAGCUCAGAGCUGGAGAGACAUAAUGGAAUCUAUAGAUCAAAAAGCUAAGUUAAUCAAGCAGCAAGCAGAUUCUAUGGAGAAUAUUGUUGUGGAACAUAUAUCUUCUCUACAUGGCGAAAGAAGACGAGCUAGAAAAUUAUAUCAGGAAGAACAAGUUUGGUUAAAUAAUCAGUUUCAGCAGUUAACAGAUGAAGUAACUCGAAAAAAGGCAGAAUAUCAGAAAAAUCUUGAGAUGUAUAAAUUAAUGAGAUCUCGAUUUGAAGAACAUUAUGUAAAAUCUGGAAGAGGAGGACGAAAAUUGGAUGAAGUUAGAGAAAAAUAUCAGAAAGCAUGUCGUAAAUUACAUUUGACUCAUAAUGAGUACGUAUUACUUUUGGGUGCAGUUACUGAAUGUGAACACGAUUUAAGAACUUGUUAUUUGCCUAGUCUUCUUCAAAGACAACAGGCUAUUCAUCAGGAAUUUGUCAUAGCCUGGAAAGGAAUACUACAGGAUAUUGUUAAAUAUACAGAUUUUACAAAUGAAAAAUUUUUAGAAAUUCACACUCGUAUGCAAAUAGCUGUCGAUACUAUAAAACCCAUAGAAGAAUACAGAGAUUUUAUAGGAAAACAUAGAACUAGACCAGCAUCUCCGAUAAGGUUUAUUUUUGAUGAAAAUUUGGUGGAUGAUACAUCGGGGAAACUACUGCCCAACAAACUGACAGUCGACAAUUUAACAAUAGAUUGGUUAAGAAAUCGAUUAACAGAAUUAGAAACUUCAUUAAAAGUAACGCAGUUAGGUCGACAAACUACACAAUCUACCGCCGAAAACAAUUGCGAUAUAAAAUCGACUUUAGAUUAUACACAGGAACGUGAAGAACUUAGGUUACGCUGUCAAGAAAGAAAAUUACAAAGACAAGCUGAAGUUAUUAGAGGUGCUUUAAAUGAACUCGGCUGUGAAGAAUUACCAUCUGGAUGUGAUCUUUCUAUGGAAGGUUCAUUUACAGAGCCAAUAAAUAAGGUACCUCAACGUGGAAUCUCCAAUUGCAAUAAUCAAAAAGGAAACGGAAAUGGUGGUCUUAUGGAAGAGGAAUGGUUUCACGGAGUUCUACCACGAGAAGAAGUUGUACGGUUAUUAGUUAGCGAAGGAGACUUUCUAGUGCGUGAAACUACUAGAAACGAUGAGUGCCAAAUUGUUCUAUCCGUCUGCUGGGAUGGUCAUAAACAUUUUAUCGUUCAAACUACGCAAGAGGGACAUUUUCGAUUUGAAGGACCUACAUUUCCUUCAAUUCAAGAACUUAUAACGCAUCAACUCAAAUCUGGGUUACCGGUAACUAGUCGAUCAGGAGCCAUAUUGAAAACUCCAAUUUCUAGAGAGCGAUGGGAGCUUAAUAACGACGAUGUUUUAUUGUUAGAAAAAAUUGGCCGCGGUAAUUUUGGGGAUGUUUAUCGAGCAUUGUUAAAAACAUGCAAGACUGAAGUAGCUGUUAAAACGUGUAAAGUAACAUUGCCCGAUGAACAAAAGAGAAAGUUUCUUCAGGAAGGUAGAAUCUUAAAACAAUACGAUCAUCCAAAUAUUGUAAAACUUAUAGGAAUCUGUGUACAAAAGCAACCUAUAAUGAUUGUUAUGGAAUUAGUUCCAGGUGGAUCGUUAUUAACGUAUUUAAGAAAAAAUGCAGCUAGUAUAACACAAGUUGAACAGCUUCAAAUGUGUAAGGCCAAAUUUUGUAUUCAUAGAGACUUGGCUGCUCGAAAUUGUCUUGUAGGGUACGAGUCAAUAGUUAAGAUCUCAGAUUUUGGUAUGUCACGAGAAGAAGAGGAGUACAUUGUAUCGGACGGUAUGAAGCAAAUCCCUAUUAAGUGGACAGCUCCAGAAGCACUUAAUUUUGGUAAAUACACUUCCCUCUGUGAUGUUUGGAGCUAUGGUGUACUCAUGUGGGAGAUUUUUUCUAAAGGGGGAUAUCCAUACAGUGGAUUAUCUAAUUCUCAAGCUCGUGAAAAAAUAGACGGAGGGUAUCGAAUGCCUGCUCCAGAGGGUACACCCGAUGAAAUUUAUCAUCUUAUGCUACGAUGUUGGGAAUACGAACCGGAGAAAAGACCACACUUCGAUCAAAUAUAUUCUGUUAUCGACACUUUAAAACAAGCUUACAAAUUAGUACAAGCUUAA